GUAACAACAACAGAAGCAGAACGCGUCGUGUUGGCCUUUCAAUGAGAGCGUUUUACCGCCACAAUGGACUCUACAUCAGUUGUAAUCGUGGAAGAGUCUCUUCCAAGGGAUAUUAUGGAAGUUUUAGAUAGCAUGCGACGAAGCAAAGAGUUGUCCGAUGUUACGCUUGUCGUUGAAGACCGCGAAAUCGUCGCUCAUCGAGCCGUUUUGGCGGCAUGCAGUCCUUACUUUAGAGCCAUGUUUUUGUCUGGGUUUUCGGAAGCCAGCGAGCAGAAGAUAAUCCUUAAAGAAGUCGAUGCUAAUGCGGUUGAACUAAUCGUGGGAUACUUCUACACUUCUGAACUUGAAGUGAAUGUUUCCAACGUGGAAGAAAUACUGCGAAUUUGUGUGCUGUUGAGACUGAAUUCCCUUGUCGAUCACUGCGAAACUUUUCUUCGACGCAACAUGACCCCGGCCAACUGUGUCGGUCUUCAGUUUGUCGCAGAUCUUUUCUGUCUUGAGGAAUUAAGCCAACAUGCUAGUCGCUUUGCGCUUUGGCAUUUUGCAAGCGUUUACAAAGAAGAGGAGUUCAAGAAAAUGCCAUACAAACAGCUGAAGGAUUUAAUUAAGGAUGAUUCACUGAAAGUUCAGUCGGAGGAAAUGGUUUUUGAAGCUGUAUUGCAGUGGAUUUCGCAUGACACGAACGCAAGGAAGGACUUUGUCCCUGACAUUAUGCAGUAUGUAAGAUUCCCCCUUAUGAAUCUUCAGUAUUUACAUGGAAGUUCUUCCAUCCAGAAACUCACACGUGAUUUUCGCAUGUGCAAGGAAUUGAUCCGUGAAGCUAUUAGCUAUCAAACGGCUGUGGAAAGCAAAUCAACUACAGCUAUCGAUAAUUUCCGCGUCAGACCUCGCAUGGCUUCAGAAGAGAUUUUCGUCAUAGGUGGCUGGUCCAAUGGGCAGAAAAUAAGUAGUGUCCAGUGCUUUAAUGUGGACACUUUGGAAUGGACAGUAGUUGCUGGCAUGUCGGUUGCACAUGUGUCCAGAGAGGAUUACAUUAGAGUGGUUGCUGUUGGUGAUGAGCUCUACACUGUAAGUCGUUACAAGGUUGGCAAGUACGACCCCAUAGCUAAUUCGUGGAUACAGGUAGCAACAGGCCCUGAUGUGCAGUGUAAAUGGGCUGGUGUCUGUGAGUAUGAAGGUUACAUCUAUGUUGUUGGGGGACACAGCAGUAUGUGUGCCAAGCAAUUUGACACAGAAACCAUGAUGUGGAGGUCUUUGCCAUCAAUGAUGUAUGCUCGCUACUAUCCAGGUAUCUAUUACUGCUGACAUUGUUCUUUCUAAGGGGUUAUUCACAUGAUACCGAAAUGACUUUUGUUCUGGAACAAGUUCAUUCCAUCUUCUCUACAUUUGUUUACAUGAUACCAAAAUGGCAUAAUUUUAUUUCUGUACAAGUCAUUCUGGAAUGAGUUUAUUCCAGUCUUCAAUCGCAAUGAAAUUUUCUUUCUGGUGAGAAAUUUCAUUCUGGUAUAGUAUCAUGUAAACUGAAAAUGAACUUCAUUCUGGAUUGAAAAUUGCAAAAUUGUGUAGUCUGGGGCAAGUGGCACAUGAGUGAUGCACUGAUCUGGCGCAUAAACCACACAUGCGGGAAUGCCUUAGAGCUGGUGUGUACUUUGUCAUGUGAAUGCAGUAAGAACUUGUUGUUAUAUACAGCUGUAACAUAAAACAGUCCCUAAAGUUAUUUGAGUUGGGAAUUGUUGCACAAAAGGCAAUGAUACACUCACACACAGCUUAUGACCUUGCUUGGGAUCAAAAGAGCUGUUUGUAAUAGAGAGGUACUACACUGCUGCCAUCAAUUUUCAAUAAUUUAUUGCUGGCUUCACAAGCAGGUAGAUGAAGGAAAUCCUGAACAAGCUCUUUGGCUGCAUAUUAGGCCUCUUCUUUUUUUGUGUGUUCAUGAACCCUGACAAAGGCGUUGGCCAAUAUCUGACCAUCUUCAUCUUUUGAUUGGUCAUUGCAGUCCCGGUUUGUGGAAGAUAAAACUAAAUAAUUGCCAGUCACUUAAUGUGUCCUCAUCUAUAAUAAGAUCCCAGAGACAUAAAUUUUUUGCAAAACUGUUAUUAUUCAUUAUUUUACAGGUGUAGGUGUGAUGAAAGGGAAGAUUUAUGCUGUUGGAGGCUUAGACCAUCUGUGGGCUCCACUGAACACUGCUGAGCGAUACAACCCCCACACAAACCAGUGGGAAGCCAUCUCAUCAAUGAGCACAGCUCGUUGGAGUCUCGGUGUUGCUGUUCUAAGUGAGAAGCUGUAUGCCAUUGGAGGAUCUGACAACCGAGAAUCUUGUAGUAACAGUGUUGAAAUGUAUGAUCCUGGUACUGAUACAUGGAGCCAGUCUGUAGCAGCCAUGAAUGCUGGCCGCCGCUGUCUGGGUGUUGCAGUUGUGAAUGAUACCAUCUAUGUGGUGGGUGGUCGUGUCACCAACAGUAUUGAAUACUAUGAUGAGGAAAGGAACACUUGGGUUGUAGUUGGUGCUGUCAACACAAGGUGUAACUUUGGAUGUGUUGCAUUAAGAAUUUUGUAGACUGUAUAUUGUAUUUUGUGGGUAUGUCGUGUUUUAUUAUUUAUUGUAAAUAAUGCAAAGUGGCAUUAGUCCAGGGCCAGAAAUUCUGAUCAGACUGUCACCAAGUGUGACUUAAAAUUGCAUGCUGGCAAUGAGAUUUUCAAAACUGGUUCAGUAAAACUCGAUGUGUAAUUUUUGGUACAUCUUUUUUUUUCAUCUACAGCUGCUGUUGUUUAAUGUCAAGUGGUGAGUCAACAACAAAGUUGAUAUUAUUGCCUGAUUAAGUGGCAUACAAAAUAAAUUGCAGCUCUUUCAGGCAGUCUUACACAACAAUGUGUAAGCAGUUUUGUUUAUUUUAGGUUAAACAUUUUGUUGAAAUAAUUUAAAAAAGAAAUUGCCUUUAGCUAGUCACAUCCAUACCUGAGACCCCCAGGUGACUUUGCCACUCUUUGCAUCUGCUAAUGAUGUCUGUAGCUAAUAUAAAAUACUGACUGUAGUGUUGAUUAACUUAUUUUGUUAAGUUAUCUUUAGUUGACUCAGUACAUUGGCAAUCCCUCUUUGACUUAAUUGCAACAGGCAGGAGCCUCUUGUAUCUCCAGCAAUUAGUCAUUUGAGGUUAUCUGUAUUUUCAUAGUGGAUUUAUAUAAGCACUUGUAUUCAUGUUCAUUAAUAGAUAAACGUACAACAUGUUUAUACUUUUCAGUGCCAAAUGUAUGGUAAAUUAAAUUUACAUUAAUAGUCGUUUUUAGUGUGAAAGGUCACGUUUUAUGUUUUUAGCUUGUGAACUUUAGAAUAUUCUGUUUACUAAUCAUUCUGAAAGCAUGUUGUUCAUUAUGUGCAGACAGUGAUGUAUUUAAUCUCCUUGUUCUUUCCUGGCCCUUUUUUAUGGACACAGCUCAAAAGAAUUUUUUAAAAAGUGACGUAGGUAACAGCAAUGUGUCAUCACAAUACAAUUGUUUUUACCUCAAUUUGAAUUUAGCAAAAUAUAUUCUUG
Molecule: messenger RNA, 3530 nt
Organism: Porites evermanni
Lineage: Eukaryota; Metazoa; Cnidaria; Anthozoa; Scleractinia; Poritidae
Source: the annotation of a GenBank genome assembly